GCAACGUUGUUCCCUUCCACUCAUCUGAAAAGAAAAAAAGACAAAACAAAAAUAAGUACGUAAAUAAAUAAAUAAAUAAAAUCAGAACGAUAUAUAUCUACUACGUCUCUCCUCCCUCUCGCCAGAUUUCAAUCAUCGACUCGAUUUCAGAUCCGAGAUAAAAACUUCGAACAUGUCUACGUUCAGCGGCGACGAAACAGCUCCCUUCUUCGGUUUCCUCGGCGCCGCAGCCGCACUCGUCUUCUCCUGUAUGGGAGCUGCUUAUGGAACGGCAAAGAGUGGUGUUGGUGUGGCUUCCAUGGGAGUGAUGAGACCCGAGCUUGUGAUGAAAUCCAUUGUCCCUGUUGUUAUGGCUGGUGUGUUGGGUAUUUACGGAUUGAUUAUUGCUGUUAUCAUCAGUACCGGGAUUAACCCCAAGGCUAAGUCUUACUACCUCUUCGACGGAUACGCCCAUCUCUCUUCUGGUCUUGCUUGUGGUCUUGCUGGUCUUUCCGCUGGAAUGGCCAUUGGUAUUGUCGGAGAUGCUGGUGUCAGGGCAAAUGCUCAGCAGCCUAAGCUCUUUGUCGGGAUGAUUCUUAUCCUUAUCUUCGCAGAAGCGCUUGCUCUUUACGGGCUUAUUGUAGGAAUUAUCCUCUCCUCUAGAGCUGGCCAGUCUAGAGCUGAAUGAGAAAGUACCCCAAAGAAGCAAAACCACCUAUGGUUUAUUUAUUGUUUGGUUCUGUAAUAAAGAGCUCGGAGGAGCUUUGGUAUGUUUUUAUUUUUGUAUUCUUGUAUUGUCCUGAGGAAGUAAGUUAUAAUACAUGUAUUUGUAAAGAAGUUUGCUUUCUGAAACCAUCUUGCUCUCUCCUCUGGUGUUGUGUUCGUGAAGUUGUUGUUUUGUUUUCUUGGUGAAGUUUUUAUGUCAUUAUUUUCAUUCAUGUUUAAAGUUUCGUGACAAAAGUAUAAAGAAAAAGAAUUUUUGAUU
Molecule: messenger RNA, 964 nt
Organism: Brassica rapa (field mustard)
Lineage: Eukaryota; Viridiplantae; Streptophyta; Magnoliopsida; Brassicales; Brassicaceae
Product: V-type proton ATPase subunit c1
Biological process (GO): proton transmembrane transport
Cellular component (GO): proton-transporting V-type ATPase, V0 domain
Molecular function (GO): proton-transporting ATPase activity, rotational mechanism
Source: RefSeq, a predicted model, not a curated record